Molecule: messenger RNA, 1672 nt
Organism: Oncorhynchus mykiss (rainbow trout)
Lineage: Eukaryota; Metazoa; Chordata; Actinopteri; Salmoniformes; Salmonidae
Gene: sdsl
Product: serine dehydratase-like
Biological process (GO): L-serine catabolic process; L-threonine catabolic process
Molecular function (GO): threonine deaminase activity; pyridoxal phosphate binding; L-serine ammonia-lyase activity
Source: RefSeq, a predicted model, not a curated record
UGAUCUAUCCCACCUCCUUUGAAAGCUAAACAUUAACGGAUAGAUAUGGCAGUUUAUGCAAAGGUCAGGGAUAAAUCAUGUACUGAUUGUCGCAGCAAGCUAUCUUGUCACAAAGUUGCACGGCCUACGACUACAAACGGAAUAUUGUUCUACAGUAGCCUACUUCUUGCCUAUUAUUGUCUUGUCAUCCGCAACGGAAUUGCAAUUUUAGUUGACAGCGGUACAUUGCGUCUCUCUGUGGAUUGGGCACAUUGGCGAGAAAAGAAAACCUGGAUUUGCACAUUCAAGGGGACAUCGAAUACUUCCAACGUUGUUAUCCUGAGCCCUCAUGGCAAGCCCAAAAGCCUUUCACAUAAAUAGCCCGUUUUUGGAGAGCAUAGACAUGUCAAAACGGACGGGGACCGAAGUGUAUUUAAAAAUGGAAAGUUCCCAACCAUCCGGUUCAUUCAAAAUCCGUGGUAUCGGACACCUGUGUCAAAAGAUUGCAGGACCAGAGUCCAAAGGAGUUGUUUGCUCUUCAGGUGGCAACGCUGGGAUGGCCACAGCCUAUGUGGCACGCAAACUAAACAUUCCAGCAACUAUCAUUGUGCCUUCAUCCUCUCCUGAGCUGAUUAGGGAGAAGCUAAAGGACCAGGGAGCCACGGUCAGAGUAGUCGGCAAGGUGUGGGAUGAUGCCAAUGAUGAAGCCCUGCGUCUGACCCAGACUGAUGGCCUGACCUAUGUCCCACCCUUUGACCAUCCUCUGCUCUGGCAAGGCCAUGCCAGUAUUGUGAGAGAGAUCAAGGCCUCUCUUCCAUCCAAGCCUGGGGCUGUAGUUUUAUCUGUGGGGGGAGGAGGGCUGCUCUGUGGGGUGGUGGAGGGCAUGAAGGAAGUGGGCUGGGCCAGUGUGCCCAUCAUCUGCAUGGAGACUGAGGGAGCAGACUGUUUUAACGCAGCAGUAAAGGCUGGCAAGAUAGUCACCCUCCCUGACAUCACUAGUGAGGCCAAGUGUCUGGGUUCGAAGACGGUGUGCAGCCAGGCCUUUGAGUACAUUAAGGAGGGCAACAUGAAAAUCAUAUCAGAGCUGGUCACUGACCAGCAGGCCUUGCAAGCAGUGGAGACCUUCCUGGACGAGGAGCGUGUGCUGGUGGAGCUGGCCUGUGGGGCUGCGUUAGCGGCUGUGUACUGUGGUGUCAUCCAGAGACUGCAGGGUGAGGGCCGGCUGCCUGUUCCCCUAGCAGGACCCCUAGUUAUGAUUGUCUGUGGAGGGAGCAGCAUCAACCAGGCACAGCUGGAACAUCUCAGGAAGGUCCUCAACAGAUGAACACAGAACAUGGAGCUCCUAGGCUGAGUCUCAAAUGUCACCCUAUUCUCUAUAUAGUUCAAUACUUUUGACCAGGGCCUAUAGCCUUGUUCCAUAGUUGAUCAAACAAUAACAUAUUUGGCUACAGCACAUACAGUAUGGACGAGGCUAUUGGAUUUCCACCAGCAGGUCAUGGCUCCAGACUGUUUUAAUGAAAGAUUAUGAGGACCGAUUUGUAAUUUGUUUUUUAUUGCAGCUUCUCACCCUGUUGUAUACAUUUUCACAAUGUUGACUAAUGCUGCCUCUAAUUUCCCUGCUUUGCAAUCAGUGUCACAUUUGGAAAAUCUCUGACAACCUUUUAUGUCUCAUAGAAUAAAAUCUGAUAUACAA